AUGGUGUGUACGCAUGAAGGUUCAAAAGAAGAUGUUAAAGUGAAACAUGUUGACCAAGGUGCAAAGAAACAAAAGAGAAAGCGUGCGUCUUGUAGGGUGCAUUGUAUGGCUCGUGUUGGUUAUCGAUUCGUAGCUGGGAUUGGCUAUGAGAUUUAUAAAUUCAUUGAAGGUCACACGCAUAAGUUGGCUUCUGAAGGGUAUCAGCAUUUAUUGAAAGUUCAUAGGAAUAUUGAUUAUGGGCAUCAAUUUUUUAUGGCUAAAUGUUUUAAGGCUAAUAUAGGUGCAGUUCGUUCCUUCAAGAUUUAUUCUGAGUUAGUAGGUGGUGUGGAUGAUGCUGGGUGCAGGAAGAUUGACUUUAAAAAUCAUUCGCGUGAUGUGAAGUCAUGGGCCAAUGGAGUUGAUGUCCAAAUAUUAAUUGAAAAGUUUAAGCGAAAGCGUUCUGCAAAUAGUGAUGUUGUAUCAAUUGAGAACUAUAAAAUUUUUGGACAUGCAAUAUCAUUUGAUGCAACGUAUAACACGAUCAGGUAUAUUUUGAUCUUCACUCCCUUCACAGGUAAAGACGAUCACGGAAGGUGUGUUACUUUUGGAGCUGGAUUGAUUUCACGUGAGGAUGAAGAAUCAUAUUCUUGGAUUCUGUCAACUUUUGUGAAGUGCAUGGGAUCGCAGCCUACUAUGAUAAUUACGGAUCAAGAUCUUGGUAUGAGAGCAGCUAUUGCGAAGGUUCUUACUUCUUCUCGUCAUCGUUUCUGUAUGUGGCAUAUAACUAUGAAAAUGGUGGAAAAGUUGUCUGUGCCUUUAAGGGAUGAUCCUGAUUUUAAAUUGAGAUUUGAUGAAGUUGUUUGGAGUGAUGCAUAUGAGCCUUGUGAGUUUGAAGAUAAAUGGAAUGCUCUCAUUGAGGAAUUCAAUUUGGUGGGUCAUAAGUGGUUUGAUGAAAUGUUUCGUUUAAGAAGCUUUUGGAUUCCUGCAUUCUUUCGUGAUUUGCACAUGAGUGCUUUGUUCAGAACAACAUCGUUGUCUGAAAGUGAGAAUAGCUUUUUCAAACGUCACUUAAAUAAGCAUGCAAGUUUAAGUGAGCUGUAUGUGUUGUUUGAGACGGCUAUUGAAACUCAACGUCAUGAUCAUGAUGCAUUAACUUUGGCGGAUGAGACAUGUUUCCCUGAGUUACGUACAAUAUUGGAUAUUGAGAAGCAUGCUGCUCCUGUGUAUACUAAUACUAUUUUCCUAGAGGUUAAAAAAGAAAUCCAAUAUGCAUCUGCAUUUUGUACUAUACCUAAAUGCAUAGAUGGCACUGAGGGACACAUAUAUGAUGUGGAUGAAGAUGCAAGUUGCACGCAAUUUGAAGUUGAAAGAAAUACCGGAAAAAUACAUUGUUUACAGAUGGACAAGGAAUGCAUCGUCAAUUUUCAAACAGCGAUUCAAUCUUUGAGGAAGAUGUUGCAAGAUUUUUUAGAUGAACAAUCCAAAAAAUCAUGUAAUGCAUCGUCAUCUUCUUUUAAAGAAAGAUUGAUUGAGAAUUUCUAUGGUUCAUCAUUGCCGUCUGUUGUUACUGUGUUCCCUCCGGAUGUUGCAAAAACUAAAGGAAGUUGUAGUAGGAAGAAAUCACGCUUAGAAGCAGAAGCGAAGCGUGCACAGAAGCCUAAGAGACUAUGCAAGAAGUGCAAUACAUUGGGGUAUCAUGAUUCAAGGAAUUGUGAUAAAGUUAAUGCGAAGAACAAAAAUGUCAGUGACAGUGAUGCUUGA
Molecule: messenger RNA, 1740 nt
Organism: Salvia miltiorrhiza (redroot sage)
Lineage: Eukaryota; Viridiplantae; Streptophyta; Magnoliopsida; Lamiales; Lamiaceae
Product: protein FAR1-RELATED SEQUENCE 5-like
Exons: 5
Coding region: 1-1740 (579 amino acids)
Biological process (GO): DNA transposition; regulation of DNA-templated transcription
Molecular function (GO): DNA binding; transposase activity
Source: RefSeq, a predicted model, not a curated record